GCAAGAAGCCAGAAACUGACCAGAAACGUGUGUUUUGGAAUUACUGGUCGCACUUUUCCCGCUCUUCAAAAUCAUCCAAAACUACCAAGCAGACAUGAAGCAGAAAGAGAAACGGAAAAGUUGCCCCAACUGUGCCACUAACUUUUCUCGGAGAGCCUUCUAUUAUCAUAAACAAAAACACCACGAUGGUAACGUGUGGACAUGUGGUAAUAGGCAAGCCAAGAUUUAUCCGUCGAACGUGCCUUUGCAAGCAGCUUCUAUUGAAAUGGAAUCCCCCUCGAGAAAGAUCAACGAUGCCGCUGAUACUGAGCCCAUUUGCUCCAGUGCAGAGUAUCCUGUGACCAUGACCUCUUCGCCACGAGCUUCAGGAGAUGUUGCCAAUGAUUCAACCCGCAAAGUAACUGUUGAGGAUUUUACAAGUGAAUCAGAUUCUACUGGUACUGACAGUAGCAAUAGCUCAGAUACUGACAGCAACAGCGAAGAUGAGCAGUGGGAGAAAGACGCAAUCGAUCCUAGAGACCUCUUCGAAGUACCAGAAGGGUCGUGUUCUCAGCAGACACGCUCUGGCAGGUUUCCUGUCUGCGAAGAUAGAGGAGAUCUUCGAGAGAAAUGUAAAGCUCUAUUGAUAUGGGUGUGCCACUUUUUGUUCUUGUGGCAAACUAAUUAUUUAAUAAGCGACCGUGCCCUGGAUAAACUUCUUCACUUUCUGUCAGUUUUGUUUAAGGCGAUUAGCCACCAAAUAACAGCUCUGACAGAGAUUGCUGGAGUGAUUCCACAAUCGGUUUAUAUGAUCAGACGGCAUUUAAAAUUUGAUAGAGACUCUUUCAUAAAAUAUGCUGUAUGUCCGAAGUGUGCAAAGUUAUAUGAUUUUGGAGAGCUGUUUUACGAAGUUGAUGGAACGUCAAAUCCUCGUAAAUGUUCCAAUUCCUGGAUAAAGUCAAGAGGGCGUCAGAUCACCUGUAAUAGCAAACUCGUGAAAGCAGUUCGAUUCGCUGACGGAUCGAAGAAAUAUUACCCACUUAAAAUCUACUGCUACCAAAGCAUUAUCGAGUGUCUUGAAAAUAUGAUUAAACGUGAAGGCUUUUUGGAUGAUUGUCAAAAAUGGAAGGGGCGGAAUAUCCCUGGCGAAAGCUUGGCUGAUGUUUAUGAGGGAAAAUUAUGGAAACAGUUUCAAGCUUACCAUGAGCAACCAUUAGAAACGGGGAAAUAUUUCUUCGGUUUUAUGAUUAAUUGUGACUGGUUUCAGCCAUACGUUCGCCGCAACGUCUCUGUUGGCGUUAUUUACCUAACAGUGCUAAACUUGCCCAGGGUCAUGAGAUUUAAACAGGAAAACACCAUCGUUGUUGGGGUCAUACCUCCUCUAGACAAGGAACCAGCAUCACUCAACAGUUUUCUUGAACCAGUUGUUAAAGAAUUGAAUGCCCUAUGGAAAGGUGUUCAAAUAAGUACACCUUGCGAAGUUAUGACGAUUCAAGGAGCCCUAAUGUGCUGUUCAGCAGAUUUACCUGCAAACAGAAAACUUUGUGGUUUUUUGAGCCACAGUGCUUCACUUUUCUGCUCAAAAUGUUUGAAAAAAGCUCCAAAUGUCCAAACAGGGGAAACUGACAAGGUUGGGAGGCCUAAAAUGAAAAAUGAUUACGGGGGGUUUGAGAGGAAAACGUGGCCUCCGCGGGAUAACAAUAGCCACCGCAGAUGUGUGGCACAGGUUCGGCGGAGUGCCUCUUUAGCAGAAAGAGAGAAAAUUGAGAAACAACUCGGAGUGCGUUACAGCUGUUUACUUGACUUGGAGUAUUUCGAUGCAGUCCGGUACUGUGCCAUUGAUCCAAUGCAUAAUCUGUUUACAGGGACUGCCAAAAAGGUAUUUAGCCAUUGGGUUAAAAAAGAUAUACUCAAGAGAAAGGCACUGGAUGAAAUUGACGAGAAAAUUAACCACAUGUUAGCCUCGUCAGACCUUGGCCGAUUACCUACAAAAAUUGCUUCAAACUAUGGGAAUUUCACAGCAGAUGAAUGGAAGAAUUGGACAUUAUAUUUUUCAAUGUACGCGUUGGAUGGGAUCCUACCCGAGGUACAUCUUAAAUGCUGGCAGACAUUUGUACUGGCAUGCAGACUUAUCUGCAAACCGUGCAUAUCCAUUGCUGAGGUAGAAAAGGCUGAUUUUCUGUUUCUUAAAUUUUGCAAGGAAUACGAAACAUUACAUGGAUCUUUGGCAAUAACGCCAAACAUGCAUUUGCACACCCAUCUCAAAGAAUGCAUCAUUGAUUUUGGUCCUGUGCCUGCCUUUUGGUGUUUUGCAUAUGAACGGUUCAAUGGAUUAAUUGCGGACAUACCUACUAAUAACAGUAAUAUUGAAGUUCAAUUCAUGAGAUCUGUAACGAGAAUUCCGUUUGUGAAAAAUAUAAACCACCACUUAGACUUCAGCAAAGAUUUUCUUGACAUCUGUAAUAGCGUUUCACUGGGUCACAGUACCGGUACAUCAGCACAGAUUCCGGAAGCGUCAGCCGUAGGUGCACUUUUCCGCACGUGGAGAGGGCCAUUCGUAGUUCAAACCUUUUCAGAUCUCACUGCAGUUAAACCUGUAGGACAUGGUCUAAUAGCUUCUUUUGAUUCUGACGAUUUGAAUUAUCUUCUGCAAAUGUAUCAAUCUUUGUAUGAAAACACCAGAUUACAAAGGGAUCAUUUGCAGCUAACGUUCAAUAAAUAUGGAGUUAUACAUGUUGGGAACGAAGUUUUUGGAUCAUAUUUCAACAAGAGAUCGCGAAAUACCAGCGGGAUUAUGGCUCACUGGGUCGACGACGAUGCAAAUAUUGAUUGUCUCGCUGAGCUAAGACCAGGAAUAGUCAAGUACUACAUCAAACAUACGAUAUUUCUUAACAGUGUCCCAGUACCUCACGUUCUCGCUGCGGUUCGAUGGUAUGUUAGAGACCAUGCGAUUACAGAUCGCUAUUUAGCACCUAUUACAUCUUGGCCUAAACGCUCAUAUUUACAAGGAGGGGCAUCUUCUUUUAUUCCGGUGCAACGAAUCUAUGGAAAGUUCAUUGCGGCACACGACAAAGAAGGCAACGUGGCCUUGUCUUCACUGAACCGACAGCUCUUUCUUUAGGACAAAGGAAACACUGACUGUCCUUCAUUCAGACUUUUUGUCUAUGAUAUACUACAUCGUAUUGUUACCUGUAGUGAUACCGAAACUUUGCUAUAAGAAAUGUCCAGUGAUCUCUGGGUUCCCCAAAUGCAUUGGGUCAAUUUCAUUUGAACAAAGAUUGUCUAAUCCAAGAAGUGUGUACUUUAUGUUGCAACAAGCGUACUCUAGAUCUGUUAAUGGCAAAAGAAGAAACCCUUCAAAUGCAUGUGAGGUAUUUGCUAAUAACGUGAAAUAGGUUCGUUGCAGAAUAUGUUAUUUCCCUUUUCGCUUAAGUCCAUCGAGAAACUGGUAUAUAGAAAUUUAUUUUUUCUUGUACUGGUAUUUCAUGUAGGAGAUUAAUGGUUUACACAAUAAACUACCAGUAUUGGUCACCGCA
Molecule: messenger RNA, 3515 nt
Organism: Acanthaster planci (crown-of-thorns starfish)
Lineage: Eukaryota; Metazoa; Echinodermata; Asteroidea; Valvatida; Acanthasteridae
Source: RefSeq, a predicted model, not a curated record